AUGCCGUCCCCUGCAACGCCGCAUCGCCCCUCCAAUAUUGGGGGAAGUACUAAAUCCACUCCAACAAAGCAAAACCCGCUGGAUAUCGGUCAGCCGCUGGGAAUAUAUGACACUAAUUCGGUGCGGGAGAAGGUCCGCAAGUGGCAGCAGCAAGGAGGAGGUGUAAUUACGGCGGAUGAAGUUGUCUAUUAUGAGGAGGAUGAGGAGAAUUCGACUGUCGAUUCGAAACCCAAGCCUACAAGGGCACCCACAACGAGAAAUAGAAGUAAAAGUACCCCCCGGAAACGAGUUAUCAGCGACGAACACUGGAAAUUGAAUCGUACCCCCACACAGGCUCCUACAUCGAAGCUACCACCACCAAAACGCCUUUCGCAGUACACGACCAAUGACCCGAUCCGGAAUCCUCGGGCGGGGAGAAAUGAGUCGAGAAAGGAGGAUAAGCCACGAUCUUCCCCAUCCGCCCGGAGCGUGGAUAGAGAAAGAGCUGGUGCAGACUCGAGGAGCAGAGAACGGAGGAAGUCCAGGGUAUAUCGGGAGGGCGACUCCCUGCUAGGGAGCAAGAUCGAAGAAGAGACUGCAUCGCAUAAUGGUUCGACUAAGUCUGCCUCACGACCCACUAGUGCAGACAAACCACAUGCAGCUGCUAUAUCAGAAUUGGCAGAAGAUGCUUCGAAGAAAGGCAGCAUCAAUGAUGACGACUUUGAGUGGACGGCGAGUGAAGCUGACUUCUCAGAGUUAUCAAGACGCCGCGCCCGAGGCCCGACCCCAAAUCAGAAAGGUCGCGCACCCCCUCCAAAGAUUCCUAAGGGUGGUAUCUUCGAGCACAUGUUCGGUGAAUCAAGAAAAAUAUUUACAAAACCAGAAGCCCCCAGACCCGGCCCCAAUAGGGGCUCAAAGAUCGAGGCAUGGCUGUCUGGAACAUCGGAUCCAUUUUUUGACGAUGUUGAUCCGGACGUGGAAGUCCCCGCCCCUCUGAAUACCAAGAGUAAUAGGGCCAAACUGUCGACAAAACGAGAGGAAGGUCGUUCUCCUGCCACUGACUCAGGGGCGGAAAGUGACUCUCGACGGAAGAGCACAAGUAAGCGACGGAUACCAAGUAGGGAGGAGCGAGUAAAGUCGAUGACGGAAGAGAUAAUGACUUCACAAGAGUCACAACUGGAGACAACCUCGGCCUUGAGUGAGAAGCGAUCUUCUGGACACAGACAUAGUCGUUCUUCUUCCAGUAAUAAGGAAAGCGCUUCUCGCGAAAAAGAGACGUCUAGCGAGGUGCAAGACACCACUUUGACUGAAACCCAAACCAUUUCUGAGGUCUCCGAGGUGUCUGGUAACAAUGCGCCGGUCCCGCUCCACCGGGAACGACCAUUUCCUAGCACAGGAGAUCACAGACUGUCCACUAUUGUGUCUGUUGAGUCAAUAAAGACAGGCGAUGAGGCACAGUCCCAGGAACGUGCUCACGAUGCCCCACAGGAGGCGCGUGAACCAACUCCAGUGGAAGAAAAAGAAGAUCAGGAAGAAAGGGACCAGUUUGAUCCUAAUUCUCUUCCAGUAGUAUCGACCCAGUUGAAAAGACGGCUUACCACACAUGAUGACCUCAUGUCGGUUCUCUCCGCCCCAAACAGGAGCAGGAGUAUCAGGUCUGCUCGUAGCAUCCGCACCAACAAAAGCCGCAUCACCAAUGCUACCGUGCCUGAGCUUCUGAAGGAACUAUCAGCCGAUGAAAUCAGAUAUAUGCGUGAGCUGAAAACACUGGUUGGCGGAGUCAUUCCUGUCCUUCUUACUUGCGUUCUUUCAAAAUCCGAUUCAGCGAUUGCUGCGGGUCUUUUUCGACCAUCAAUGGACCCGAAAGACGAACUGAAUUUUAGCAAGCCAAUAGUGGACAUGGGUGUUGCAGUCGAGCGCUUGAAGACACUGCACAAGCGAAUUCCCCAGGACAAUGCAGAGUCCCUGCUCACAUGGGCACAGGGAGCACAGAAAGUGUACCGUGACUAUCUGAAAUCCUGGAGAUUGGGUUUCAAGGAUGUCAUUGUAAACCUAGCUCCCCUUGAUGAAAGUGAGGCGAUGAACAAUGCCGACACCAAAAGUUUGGACGAAGGUAUGGCAAGGGACGAAAAUGGGGAUGUCAUUGACAGUGACGGCGAAAAGGUUGACGUCGCAUAUCUGUUGAAACGGCCUUUGGUGCGUCUCAAAUAUCUCGCAAAGACUUUCAAAGGGAUCAAUAUGCUUCAGCCGUCUGAGAAAGCCGAGGACGUAUCUAUGGCCUACCAGAACCUGGUAAACGAAGCUCGCCGUCGUGCGCGUGAGGAGCGGGCGAGACUCGAAGAUGAGUCUGCUGCUAGCGUUGACCCAACUCGAGCUCGUGAUCCUGCGACUUUAGGACCACUUGCCGGUGUGACUGUAAAUAGAGCUCGGAGAGUCCGAGCUCGGGAUUUCUUCAACCUCUCUCUGUAUCAUUCGACUGGGCAGGUUAUAGACUGUCGCGCAGAGCUCCUCUUGAGAGACAAUACACCCGAUAACGGUGCUGGAGGGGAUCUCCUUAUUUGUGAGAUAGAUCAUGCGGACCGUUGGCUUCUUUUCCCUCCAAUGGACCUUGCCUUUGUCUCUGCUCGCAAUGGCGAUAUGAAAGGAGAAAUUAUAGUCAUGUUGCGCAGCCCUCCAGGGCAUCCAAAUGCUUGGCAAGAAAUUCUUGUUCUCCGAAUCGACGAGGAGGACAUUGGCUUGAGUGGGUUCAAAUGCUUGCGGCAACGAGUACAAAUAGCUCCCUCUAGUAGUGAAACCAAGGAGGCACUACCGAGCUCUAUCACUGUUGAUAUUCCUAUCGGCGAGAGGGCCGUCUCUGGUACACUGCGGCGCUGCUCACUCAGGGAGAAUUUGUCUAACCCGAGCACUGUCGGAUCUUCUUUAGCGACCGAAUCACGCACUUCCUUACAAACUGCAAUCACCCGCGAAUCGGACUACGCCGCCGGGGAAGCAGAUUCGCCAACCAAGCCAUCGCCACGAACACAGCAGUCCAUACUACAUUCUAGAGACCCACGAAAAACUGCAACAGGCGAAGAGAGAUCCCCUACUAGCCUCAAACGAUCAAAAGCAAAGAGGGUUGCACGGCAUGACGAGGAUAACCCCCCGGUUCCUAGUCUGCCAAAAGAUCAAAAUGCCGGUGGCCCUAAGGCGGCGCCUACAACUCAUCGCCCAGAUCAUGACGAAAAGAAAGACCAUAAAGAACAUCGUCCCCCGAAGACUCCCACAAAGGAUGAACCCGAAGCGAUUUCCCCUCGAGUAUCUUCUGUCCCUUCUAUGGACUUACCUAUUAUUCCAAAGCUCAGAAAAGGCAGCAGUCAGACAUACAUAUCUGAAACUUUGGAAUCCACGUCGGACGACGAGUACGUGCUAGAUUCCUAUAGUAUACCCGAAACUCCUACACGGAAGAAAGGCCACUCUCGCUCCAACUCCGACACCUCCGAACCAACAAAUGGUGAAGAACCUCCUCCACCCCCGCCACACUCUCGUUCCCCAAACUCCGAAACAUCAACUGUGCGACGCUACGACUUGUACUCUGAAUCGGAUUACUCGGGAUCGGACAGUUCGGAUGAUGAUUCGGAGGACGAACUACCGCCUCUCCAAGAGCACCACGUUUCAAAACCGACCGUGCCGGCCUCCGUGAUUACGUCCGCAACUAGUUCUUUGUCUCCUUCAAAUUCUGUCUCUCAAGGUGGAUAUAGAUCUGUCCCUUCACAACCCAACAAGUCAUCCACCGCCGUUGCUUCCGUCUUUGCAUGGUCCGAUAAAGGUUCCUGGGAGAGCCUUCUGCCCGAUGAAUGUAGUAUUUAUGUUAGUCCUGGACUAGUGGAGGCAUAUGACGUGAAAUCGGCCUCUGCCUCAGAUGACGAUCACACACCAUCCAAACGGGAACGACCACUGAUUGCUCUCGAACUAACGCCCCUGGUACCCAUCCGACGUGGUACAGCGAUCGAUAUCAGUAUCCGUUCUCCUCCUACUGAACGGUCGAAGGUAUCAUGGAGCAACAAUAUUAUGUUCCGUUCCCGCAAUGCAGAUGAAUGCGAGAUCUUGUAUGGCCUCAUAAACCAGGCGCGCACCACUAAUCCUACCUACAUAGCUUUGCAAAACGCCCGAGGCCCUUUCACGCAGCAACCCGCUCCUCUAGAACGCCCCUCCAAGAGUGGGGGGUUAUUCGGCUGGCCACGUCGUAGGAAGAGCUACCGUGCGUCAAGCUCCCCUCGCUCACUUGCUGACAAUUCCGAGAGUAGCGUUGGGACUAUGAGUAGUGCGUUCUCAGCUUUGAAACGAUUUGGUGCAGGGGGCAAGAUGUUCAACAUUUCACGAUCUUCAGUUACUUCUCGGAGUGGCCAAAAAGAAGAUAGCUUAUACUCGAGCUCUGCGGGUUCGGGAACAAACCAUACAUCCACUUCUGGAAUUGGCCGGAUAGCAGCUGCUAUUAAGAACGUUGACGGUAUUGGCCUUUCGAACGCAAAGAUUAGGCUUUAUAUGCGCGAAACUCAGUCCAAAUGGCGUGAUAUGGGUGCUGCUAGGCUCACGAUUAUGCCGGCGACCGCGGAACCUCGACGGUCAGAAACAGCUGCCGGCGGAUCCAACGAUACCAGUACUGGGACAGAAGGUGCUGAAGGAAGCCCACCUCCUUCUGGAGCUGCCUCUCCCCGGCGCACUAUAGAUUCUGAAAAGCGUAUCCUCAUCCGCGGCAAGACACGGGGUGAGAUUCUUCUUGAUGUUUGCCUUCCUGAAAGUUCCUUCGAACGAGUAGCAAGGACAGGUAUCGCCGUGUCAGUUUGGGAAGAGACUGAAGGUGGCGCCAUGCCGAAGAAAGGUGGUGUUACUGGUGGCUCGUCUAAGAUAUACAUGAUCCAAAUGAAGAGCGAAGCCGAGGCAGCAUAUACAUUUGGCCUCGUUGGAAAACUCAGAUACUAG
Aspergillus bombycis is the source of this 4938-nucleotide messenger RNA. RefSeq lists its product as uncharacterized. Bases 1 to 4938 code for a protein of 1645 amino acids. The record is from RefSeq and is a predicted model, not a curated record. Lineage: Eukaryota; Fungi; Ascomycota; Eurotiomycetes; Eurotiales; Aspergillaceae. The transcript has 3 exons. Gene Ontology annotation, cellular component: site of double-strand break; nucleus.